This is a messenger RNA of Anopheles marshallii, 1725 nucleotides long. RefSeq names its product vacuolar protein sorting-associated protein 45 (gene Vps45). Gene Ontology annotation, biological process: vesicle-mediated transport; intracellular protein transport. The transcript is spliced from 3 exons. The record is from RefSeq and is a predicted model, not a curated record. Gene Ontology annotation, cellular component: Golgi membrane. Lineage: Eukaryota; Metazoa; Arthropoda; Insecta; Diptera; Culicidae. The coding region runs from base 1 to 1725 and encodes 574 amino acids.
AUGAACGUAAUUCGUGCGAUACAGAUGUACAUUGACAAAAUGAUCUCGGAUGCCGGACCAGGCAUGAAAAUACUCAUGAUGGACCGGGAGACGAUAAGUAUCGUGUCAAUGGCCUUUGCCCAGUCGGAGAUGUUGCAAAAGGAAGUGUUCCUGUUCGAACGACUCGAUUCGAUGCGUUCCAAUGAAAAGCUGAAGUAUCUGAAAUGCAUCGUAUUUGUACGCCCCACGAAGGAUAACAUCUUCUUGCUGCAGCAGGAACUUCAAAGUCCAAAGUUUGGCUCCUAUUACAUAUAUUUCAGCAACAUUAUCCCACGGACGGACAUAAAAACUCUUGCCGAAAGUGACGAAGGAGAAUCCGUGCAAGAUUUUAAGGAGAUUUACGCCGAUUAUCUGCCGGCCAAUCCGAACCUCUUCUCGCUGCACAUCCCAACAUGUCUGCAGGCGCUAAACUGGAACCCAGAAGCACUAGAGCGCUCCACGCAGGGUUUGGUCAGCGUCCUACUAUCGUUCAAGUUUCGUCCGGCUAUUCGCUAUCGGUCCGGCUCAACCGCAGCCCAAACGCUCGCUAAAAAGGUGCACGAAACGAUCAAUAAGGAGACGGCACUCUUUAGCUUUCGGCCACCGGAAGACGGUGCUGCACCACCGCUCCUGCUCAUACUGGAUCGACGAGAUGACCCGAUCACGCCUCUACUUAACCAGUGGACGUAUCAGGCAAUGGUCCACGAGUUACUCACAAUCAAUAAGCAGCGAGUGGACCUGUCGAGAGUUGCAGGUGUACCGAAGGACCUGAAGGAGGUGGUCCUCUCGACGGAGCAGGAUGAAUUCUACGCUAACAACUUGUAUGCAAAUUUUGGCGAGAUUGCCACCACGAUCAAAGUGCUGAUGGACGAGUUCCAGAAGAAGGCUAACGAUCAGCGCAAGAUCGAAAGCAUUGCCGAUAUGAAGAACUUUGUCGAAACGUACCCUCAGUUCCGGAAGAUGUCCGGCACGGUUACGAAGCACCUCGUGCUAAUCAGCGAACUAUCGGUACAGGUCGGCCAGCAGCAGCUGUUCGAGGUUUCCGAACUGGAGCAGGAAAUAGCCUGCCGGGCUGAUCAUUCGACCCAGCUGCAACGGGUAAAGCGGCUCGUAUCGGAAGGCAAGAUCAGUACCGCCAACGCACUGCGUCUCGUGUUACUGUACGCGAUGCGUUACGAACGGCACGCAAACUGUGACACGUCCGGUUUGCUCAAGUUACUGCAGGAUCGUGGCGGCCGGCCACACAUUGCGCCCCGGAUGCUCGAAUACAUUAGUACCGUGGCACGGCAGGAGCUGUUCAACACGGUCAAGAUAACCGAUGCAGUGAAGCUGACACGUAAUCUAAUUAAGGAGCUGAAGGGUGUCGAAAACGUGUACGCCCAGCACGAGUGUGUGCUGAAGGGAACGCUCGAGGAGAUCAUCAAGGGACGUCCGCUCGAUGCGCAGUAUCCAAUAAUGGGCAACGAGGUACCGUUCCGGAGACCACCUGCGGAAGUGAUCGUAUUCAUCGUCGGUGGUGCAACGUACGAGGAAGCACUCGCAGUUCACCGAUACAAUCAGGAAGGCUACCGGAUCGUGCUCGGUGGCACAACGAUCCAUAACUCGGAAUCGUUCAUCGAGGAAGUGCUUGCCGCUACGGUUGGAGUGCCAUUUAAACAUUCGCGCUCGCUGCAACAAUUCCACCAUGCACCGGCUGGGACGGCUUAG